AUGCCCAUCUACCGCAGCCACCCCAUCGACGAUUUCCUAUCCUCCUCUCAGAGCUCUGCUGGUACUGUUGGCGGUAGCGGGUCCGACGCCGAGCACAAUUUCAGCAACUAUCAUAAGUUUAAGUUAAAGUUUGGUACUGGGCGUAGUUCCAUGCGGUUGAAGACCGAAUCAGCGUCUAUCGCUGUUGAUAGAAGUAACCAUGUCCACAACUACAAUACCCGUUUUCAGCCGAGUCCCCGUACCAAAAACGAGCAUCCAACCGUAAUGACGCACCCAGACCUAAGGUCAAGUCGGUGUUACUGCCCAGAAGGAAUCCUCGGUUUCCCAACAGCAACUAAGGCUACAAGAAAGCUGGUGCGCGAGCCCAUCUUCGACAGUGAGUUCGAGGACUUUCGGGACAGGGUCCGAGAGCGUGUGCAGUCCCUCAAUUUCCACGAGGUGGCUGAUCGUGAACGGUUGUAUGACGAGCUCGCGGGAGUCUAUCCCUCUCUUCGCACUAUUGACGAUGAUAGCCAGCAGACUCUCCUCCAGGAGCAGGCUGUGGCACGGGGUGAUCGGGUUAUUUAUGGGGUCGAGUUUCAUCCUGAACUGGCUCCUAUCGAUGCCGCGUACCGGUCGAUUGCCAAGGCGAUGAGAGUUACAAACUCUGCCAAGUCUACUGCUGGUUUCUAA
Perkinsus marinus ATCC 50983 is the source of this 672-nucleotide messenger RNA. RefSeq lists its product as hypothetical. The transcript is spliced from 2 exons. Bases 1 to 672 code for a protein of 223 amino acids. The record is from RefSeq and is a predicted model, not a curated record. Lineage: Eukaryota; Perkinsozoa; Perkinsida; Perkinsidae.